AUGACAGUGAUUAUUCUUGCUCUGCUCCUUUGGAGCACUGUGGCCAUUGCGCAAUCUUACUUCCCUCCUCAACCUAAAGAACUCAAGACGCUUUCAUCUUCGCAUGUUCGCGGUGCGUCUCUAUCGUAUAAAAGAACACCUAUCUGUUCAACCCCUGACCUACACACCUACAGCGGUUAUGUCCGGCUUCCUCCCCAACCAGAUGAUGCACAACCUCACCUAAGCAAUCUUUUCUUCUACUAUGCCAAAUCCAAGGAAAAUAGAACGACCCCGUUGACAAUAUUUCUUGGCGGUGGCCCUGGCGCAAGCUCUGUGUCCUCCAUGAUGGCUGAAACAGGGCCUUGUUCCGUAAACCCGGAUUCAAAUAGCACAUUCCCAAAUCCCUGGUCUUGGACGCGCGAGUCCGACAUCCUAUUCAUUGAUCAGCCAGUUCAAACUGGGUUCUCGUACGAUGUGCUCACAAAUGCGACUAUUGACUACACAACGAGCACAAUCACCCCAGUGGAGUUUGGCAAAGGAGACUUCGUUGUGAAUCAAACAUUUGGCGUUGGUGUAUUCGGAUCCCAAGACUACAAUGGAACAGUAAACUCUACAACGAAUGGGGCCAGAGCGCUGUGGGGUUUUAUGCAGGUUUGGCUGAAUGAAUUCCCAGAAUACAACUCCCCAGAAAAAUCAAUCCACAUCUGGACCGAAUCCUUCGGCGGCCGCUAUGGCCCCUCCUACGCAUCCUACAUCCUCGACCAAAACGCAAAGAUCCGCACCAACAAAACCACCCACAUCACCUCCCCAUCCCAAAUCAACAUCAAAACCCUAACUAUUCACAACGGCUGCACCGACAUCAUCACCCAGGGUACCUUCUACCCUGAGUUCGCCUACAAAAAUACUUACGGCGUCCAAGCAAUCACGAAGGAGCAAUACGAGGACGCGAAAUGGAACCUGACAAAGCCAGGCGGGUGCAUGGAUAUGGCUAGACAAUGUCAGAACUUGGAGCGGAAACUGGACCCAGAUAACUUUGGGAACAAUGCCGAGGUUAAUGCUCUGUGCUUUGCCGCGGAUGAAUACUGCUAUGCGAAUGUUUUGGCUGUUUAUGCGGCUUCUGGACGCGAUAUUCAUGAUUUGGCUGAGGCGACCACUACGACUAUGCCAGAGGCGUAUUCGGACGGGUUUUUGAAUCGAAGGUUGGUGAAGGAGGCUCUGGGUGUUCCCGUGGACUUUACAACUAAUUCGAAUGUGGUUUAUAAUGCGUUUUGGAGUACUGGAAACGCGCUCAUCACUAGGGGCCAUGCGAUGGAUCAUUUCGCGUCGAUUAUGGAACGAGAUGUGAAAGUAAAUCUGAUAUAUGGGGAUCGGGACUACCUUUGCAAUUGGAUGGGAGGCGAAAACAUCAGUUUAUCCAUCAACCACAGCCAGUCAUUAGGAUUCCGCUCAAGCGGAUAUGCGAAUCUCAUCACAAAUGAUACAUACGUUGGAGGUGUCGUUCGUCAACAUGGGAAUCUUUCCUUCAUGAGGGUGUUCCAGGCAGGCCAUGCCGCUCCCGCCUUCCAACCGGAGACCAUGUUUCGUGUCUUCUCCCGGAUCAUGAACUCAAAGGAUAUUGCAACGGGGAAUGUGUCUCUAUCCGGAGAGCAUGCGGGGAAAUACCGCACCAAAGGGCCGCACUCGAGCUUCCAUAUCAAGGAUAAGCUUCCUGCACCACCGGCUCCAAUUUGUUAUACUCUGGACAUGCCGACUACCUGCACAGAAGAACAGAAGGCUGCUCUGGUUAAUGGAACAGCUAUUGUGGAGGAUUUCGUGGUGCGGUGGCCGUCAUCUUAG
Molecule: messenger RNA, 1815 nt
Organism: Aspergillus alliaceus
Lineage: Eukaryota; Fungi; Ascomycota; Eurotiomycetes; Eurotiales; Aspergillaceae
Product: Alpha/Beta hydrolase protein
Exons: 8
Coding region: 1-1815 (604 amino acids)
Biological process (GO): proteolysis
Cellular component (GO): fungal-type vacuole
Molecular function (GO): serine-type carboxypeptidase activity
Source: RefSeq, a predicted model, not a curated record